AUGGCCAUCACGAAUGGUGGAAAGCAGAAGAAGUUUGGCUCCAAGGGAGGCCAAAAGAAGGACAAAGACCAAAAGGGGUCCGGUGCUCAACAGGGUCAACAGGGUCAGAAAGAAACCCGGACCUGCUAUAACUGCGACAAGGUCGGAUACCUUGCCGCUAAGUGUCGCGCUCCCAAACGGGAAAGGAACAGCGGUUCAAAGGACGGCGAUCAGAACUCGUCAGGUUCGUCAACGAACUACGAGGCCAUGGCGACGACCAGGAUCACUCCGACAUCGAGUCGGAAGUGGAUGUGGGACGAGGAUUACUAUCGACCUAGUCGGCGCGUAGCUCCUGAGAUCCCCACCCCUAGUCUCUCUCCACCUGUCGAGGAGGAGAAAGCCCAAGUUGAGCUUGCGGCGUUCACUGCAGAGGAAGGGGAAGUAAGUGUACCCGAUUCUCGGGGAUGGCUCGUCGAUAGUGGAGCCAGUAACCACCUCACCCCCUCCCGCAACCUACUGUCCAACAUCAGACAGUGUGAUCCACCCGUCGAUUUCGGUACGGCGUCAUCUAAGAGCAGGAUGACCGCCCGGGAAAUGGGUCAAGCAACAAUCGAGCUUGACAACGGUCAAAUGGCCACACUAUUCCCCGUAUAUCUCGUACCGAACGCUAGACUGAAUCUCCUUUCAGUCAGCUCAGCGACGGCGAAAGGGUGGCAAAUCAGUUUGUCAGACACCAUGGGUCAGCUAUUCAAGGGCCAUCGGCGUCUUACAUUCUCCCGGUUCGAAAACCACUGGUACAUUCCCCCGUACCUUGUGAGGCAUGAGGCACUAGCAGCCACAGGGCCAACAUCCGGGAUGAUAAGGUCUAAGCUCGAGGAGGAGCAUAGACGGCUCGGCCACAUCGGCCGGACUAAACUGGAAGAGCUUGCCAAGGCCGGUCAGCUCCAGUAUCCUUGGGAGGAGCUCAAGGAGGACAACUUCAAGUCCUCAGACUGCCCAACUUGCCAAAGUUGGAAAGCAGUUCGUCCUCCAAAGGACAAUGCACCCAAGCACCCCCUGUCGCAGGGUAUGCUGUUGCACGUCGACAUCGCCGGUCCUUUCGAUCCGUCCAGGCGUCUGAAUAGAUGGAUCUUGGGUCAAGAUCCAGACGUCAGUGGAUGGAUCGUUCUCGUCGAGGCGACGAACGAGAUCAUCAGAUCUAGAGACGUCAAACCUCUCACAGGUUCAGUUAGUCAGGAGCCUGAAGUGAGCGCAAUUGGCGUACGCACAUCCGUAUCCAACGAGGAGGAGAUGGAAGAUGAUGUCGUCAUAGAGGGAGAUGAUGAGGAAGCAGAGGGAGAUGAGGACGUAGGAGGAGCACCGGAUAUGGACGAUCCACUGUCGGAUGUGUCAGCCGAUGUGUUCACCCCACCUACACCCCAUUUUCAAAUUCCUAUAUCUUUCGAGCGGGUCAAAGGUCCCAUACAACCUGGAUAUGACGAGUCGACGCAGCAAUAG
Messenger RNA from Dioszegia hungarica, 1476 nucleotides. RefSeq lists its product as uncharacterized. Bases 1 to 1476 code for a protein of 491 amino acids. The record is from RefSeq and is a predicted model, not a curated record. Gene Ontology annotation, molecular function: nucleic acid binding; zinc ion binding. Lineage: Eukaryota; Fungi; Basidiomycota; Tremellomycetes; Tremellales; Bulleribasidiaceae. The transcript is spliced from 2 exons.